AUGGGGGUGCCGAAGGGCGUGGCCCUGACCGGCAUGGGCGUGACCUUGCGCGGGUGGGAGGGGCCAGGCCGCUGUGGGAGCCUCCGGGAAGAAGAUGCUCGGGCCAGCAGCCACCGCCAGCCCAGUCGCCGCUGCCACCCGCGCCCGCCGCCCCCCGGGCCCCCACUAGCGGCCGCCUCUGCUUCCCACCUCCGGCCCCCCGCCCCGAGCAGGGCCUGGGGGGCUCGGCCCUCUGCCCCGGCCUCUACCCUGUGUGCUCCUGCAGAGGAAGGUGAAUACUUCCUGAAGGUGCUCAUCCCCAGCUACGCAGCUGGCUCCAUCAUCGGCAAGGGCGGGCAGACCAUCGUGCAGCUGCAGAAGGAGACGGGAGCCACCAUCAAACUGUCCAAGUCCAAAGACUUCUACCCUGGAACCACAGAGCGGGUAUGCCUAGUACAGGGCACAGCAGAGGCCUUGAAUGCUGUGCACAGCUUUAUUGCCGAGAAGGUCCGAGAAAUCCCUCAAGCGAUGACCAAGCCUGAGGUGGUCAACAUCCUUCAACCCCAAACCACGAUGAACCCCGACAGAGCCAAGCAGGCCAAGCUGAUCGUCCCCAACAGCACUGCGGGCCUGAUCAUCGGCAAGGGGGGCGCCACGGUGAAAGCGGUCAUGGAACAGUCGGGUGCGUGGGUGCAGCUGUCGCAGAAGCCCGAGGGCAUCAACCUGCAGGAGCGCGUGGUGACGGUCAGCGGCGAACCCGAGCAGGUGCACAAGGCUGUGAGCGCCAUCGUGCAGAAGGUACAGGAAGACCCCCAGAGCAGCAGCUGCCUCAACAUCAGCUACGCCAACGUGGCUGGUCCCGUGGCCAACUCCAACCCCACCGGCUCGCCCUACGCCAGCCCGGCCGACGUGCUGCCGGCUGCGGCCGCCGCCUCCGCCGCCGCCGCCUCCGGCCUGCUGGGGCCCGCGGGGCUGGCGGGCGUGGGAGCCUUUCCCGCCGCGCUGCCCGCCUUCUCAGGCACCGACCUGCUGGCCAUCAGCACGGCGCUUAACACGCUGGCCAGUUACGGCUACAACACCAACUCCCUGGGCCUGGGCCUCAACUCGGCCGCAGCCUCCGGCGUCCUGGCCGCAGUGGCCGCCGGUGCCAACCCUGCCGCCGCCGCCGCAGCCAACCUCCUGGCAUCCUACGCGGGUGAGGCCGGGGCCGGGCCAGCCGGAGGGGCCGCCCCGCCGCCGCCGCCGCCACCCGGAUCCCUGGGGUCCUUUGCAUUGGCCGCGGCGGCCAAUGGCUACCUCGGGGCCGGGGCAGGCGGUGGGGCGGGUGGAGGAGGUGGCCCGCUGGUGGCCGCGGCUGCCGCGGCAGGGGCGGCUGGGGGCUUCCUGACCGCAGAGAAGUUAGCCGCUGAGAGUGCCAAGGAGCUGGUGGAGAUUGCGGUGCCUGAGAACCUGGUGGGAGCCAUCCUGGGCAAGGGGGGCAAGACGUUGGUGGAGUACCAGGAGCUGACAGGCGCCCGCAUCCAGAUCUCCAAGAAGGGCGAGUUCCUGCCUGGCACGCGGAACCGGCGGGUCACCAUCACGGGCAGCCCCGCGGCCACGCAAGCCGCUCAAUACCUCAUCAGCCAGCGGGUCACCUAUGAGCAGGGGGUGAGGGCCUCAAACCCCCAGAAAGUGGGAUGAGGCCUGUGGUGUGUGCGCCCACCCUUCUCCCUCCUCCACCUUCUCCUCCUUCCCUCCGCCUCCCCCAACUCCUGACCUCAGCUUGGUUAGUCCUGCUCCUCAUGGGAUGGGGCUGGGGUAGGCCUGACUGCACCCUCCCCUCUGGUAGUCAUAGGCAGGAUUGAGCGAUGGCUGGGGAGGGGGCUCCUGAGCCCCCUCCCCAGCCCUGAGCUGACCCCUCCCCUCCCUGUGCUUGACUGGGCCUGACCCUCCUCUCCCAGGGCCCAGGUCUGUGUGAUAUCUGUAUAUAUUGCAUUUUGUUGAUUUUAAUAGAAAACAAAGCGUUAUUUUCUCUUUCUUUCCCUCCUUUUUUUCUUUUUUCUCCCUUUUUCUUUUUUCUUUUCUUUUUCUUUUAUUUUUUUGGUAAGGAUCCCCCCUUUGUAACUUUUUGUUUCCAUCUGGGAGGAGGGGAGGGUGCCUCUGGGUCACUUGGAAUGAGGGGCCUCCCCAAAACACAACAGCCUGCCUCUCCAUUUUCAGUUCUAGAUCCCAGGGAAGUGAUGGGAGUAGAGGUGGCCAAGGUGUCUGAGCCAAAAUGGGGCACUUGGAGCAGGGACCCCAGAGGUCCCAGACUUCCUCAGCUACUCUGUCCCCACUGGAGUUGCCCCUUCUGGGUGGGAUUUUUACCCUUUGGUUGUCAGGUUGACCGGGCUCAGGGAUGGUGCUGGGGAAGGAGGUCAGCUCUGGGGUUCAGCUGGUCCUGUGAGCUUACGAGAGGCUGGAAAACCUUGCUGUGUCAUCUUUGUGGCUUUUCCUUGAGUAAUGGAAAUAAGGGUCCCUGUUGGAUUGUUGCUGAGUCAAGUACUUUCUGGGCACUCCAUAUGAUGUCACAGGAAGCAGUUCCCCAGAAGUCAUUUCCUGUGAUGAUGAGAGACAAGUACUUAUGAGGUCUCAAUGAGCCCUUUCUUGAAGGUCACUUCAGUGAUGAUAUCAGGGGGUAUGGACUUCCUGUGGAGUCUCAAGGUCACUUCCUGUGAUGUCAUUGGGAUGCAGCAUGUACUUCCUGUUUCGGACAAUGGCUAGUCCCUGAUGCUCCUUCUCCACCCACACUCCUCUUUGGUGGGUGUUGGACUGGGGGAUCUUCCUAGGAAGAGAAUAAAGGGUGGGACUUGGAUCCACUCUGGAGGAUUCUAAGGAGUAAAAACAAAAAAGAAUACUGUCAGGGUCAUCUCCAUCCAGACACCCCAAGGCUAUGAAUUCCCCUGGCAGGGAGAGGUGGGAGAUGGACCUAGUGAAACUCAUUGCUGAAGACCCUCAUCCCACCCGUGCCCUCUCUGCGUGCCUGUGUCUGUGUGGCUUUGUUUGGUUGACUCUGGUGAGCCAUAAGUGCAGCUGUGCUGUCAGGCCAGCGUGGCCCUGUGUAGUUCGUGGAGCCAUGGUUGGGUCUCUUGGGCCCCGAGGCUUCACGAGCUCUGGUGGUUUGGACUGGCCUGGUGGCUCUGAGCCUGCUGGCAUACUUUGAUGGUGUCUGAUGGAUCAGAAUUUUUGGUGCACUCACCUUGAACACUGAGAAGCUAGAAUAUUCUAAUGGAGCCAGGCAGCCCAGACAGUUGUUACAGGAGUGACUUGCUAAGCACGGUGGCUGCAGUCGGCUCUAAGGACCCGCCAAUGGACUGAGAGUCAGGUCCUGACAACCGUUUAGACUAGGUCAGCUGAGACCCAGCUCUACCCUCCUCCACCUGCACCUCCUCCUUGGAGACCUCCGCCUCCUCCAAUCCAAAACAGGGCCCUCCGUGCUCUGGUUCCAUCAUCAGCAUCUCUGGGGGAGAGGCACCCCAUGCCCACCCUCUCCCCCAUCUGCCCCCCUCCUAGGUCUUCCAGACCCCUCUCCAUGGCUUUGGGGGAAUCUGGCCUCCUCAUCUCUCUCUCCUUUAAAAAGGAGGGAAGAAAAGCCACAGAGACAAUUCCUACCCCCUAAAGCCUGGGAGGCCCCUUUUCCUGCCCCUGCUAGAGAGCCACCCCCAAAUCAAAAUGUGAAAAUCCCUAGAAAGCAAUAGCCUUCGAGGUACCUUGCACUGAAUUUCCCGCCCCAGCCCUUCCACCCAACAGGAGGCUGGAGCUUGGGCACUAGGGUGACUUUUUCCAUGCCCUCGUCAUCUCCAGGGUGAAGGGCAGACCCCAUUUCCUCCACACCCUCCUCCCACCUCCUAUAGCUGCUGCCCCCACCUCUAAUCUCCAGACUGAGCCCCGAUGGAGAUCCGAGUGCCAAAACAAUUCUUGAUAUAACUUUGUACAUAUCUUCUACAGUUGGGGGCUGCUGGGGCUGGAGGUGGGGGCCACUCGUGGGCCAUGCUCCCCUCCACCUCUCAGAGACCUUACAGUAUUUAACAGUAUCUACCCGCACGUGGGUAUUACAGUAUCUAGCUGGAAUAUCCCCCUAUGAGCCCCCAGGCCCCCAUGAGCAGGAGAAGGAGCCAGGAGAGGUGAAGUAGGUCUGGGCAUGGGUGGGGGGGACAAAAGAGCUCAUUUUCAUAUAAUUUGCAUCCUCAGCUUGGCUGCUCCUGCUUUCUAUAACUCAUUCGCUGGAGUCUGGGUCCCAAUCAGCAGGAUCCAGAACUCCUCUCACACAGACAUGGCUCUGGAGGCUGGGCCUCCUGAAAAGUGUUCCCUUAGGUAUCUGUGUGACAAGCGCCAUCCCUAUUCAUAUUUCUUGGGGACCCUCUACCCCACCAGCCAGGGCUAUCUGAAGUGUAGUUUGCUAGCUCGGUGAACUAGUUCACUCACCAUGUUGGUGAGUGGGGAGCCACGCAUCUUUCCCCAUUUUACCCUGGGAAAUUCACUCCACCAUCUUCCCCAUCCCUUGAAAGUCCCUUCUGCAAUCUGACCUCAAUCUUUCGUGCUGCAGUUUGUCCAAAGGGGACACAGAUGUGGGGUCAGAGACAGGAAUUAUUGGAAAACCCAUUGCCUCUUUUUCCCCCCUCUCCUCCUGUUAGCCAAUCAGAGAUUCUGAAUGGCCUCCUUGCACCCUGCUCUUCAGCACCCAGUAGGUGCUUAAUAAGUGAAUUGUCUCCCUAUUCCUUCUCAUCUGCCCUUCAGAACCUUUGCCUCUCUUUCUCUGGCUCCCUAUGGUCUUCUAUUUUUUCUUUUUGUGGCUCCCGUUGUCCUCUGUCCUGUCUCUAUCUUUGCCUGUGUCCGUGUCCCCCUCUCCUCAACUCCCACUUUCUCUCCCCUAGUUUCCCCAUUAAAAAAAAAAAGUGCCAAACUUCCUUGGAACUGAGCCGCUCUGGGGUGGGGGGAGAGGACCUUGGGCAGAGAGAAGGAAGCGGGGACCAUCUCUCUUUGAGGAGGCCCCUAAGAGGCAUUGAAUAAGGUCUGUGGACACUGAGCUAAAUUGGGUCCCCCUUCCUCAUCCCUCUUGCCCUGAGUUUUUCUUAGAAUCUUUAUAAGAAAAAAAAAAGAAAAAAGAAAGAAAAAAAAACUCUCCUUUUCAGCUAACCCCUACCUUUUUGGAUCCCCCAAAUUCCAC
Molecule: messenger RNA, 5164 nt
Organism: Ictidomys tridecemlineatus (thirteen-lined ground squirrel)
Lineage: Eukaryota; Metazoa; Chordata; Mammalia; Rodentia; Sciuridae
Source: RefSeq, a predicted model, not a curated record